Drosophila mojavensis is the source of this 792-nucleotide messenger RNA. RefSeq lists its product as uncharacterized. The coding region runs from base 98 to 511 and encodes 137 amino acids. Lineage: Eukaryota; Metazoa; Arthropoda; Insecta; Diptera; Drosophilidae. The transcript has 3 exons. The record is from RefSeq and is a predicted model, not a curated record.
CAUCGAGUAGUGCCGCUAGUUUAGUUAAGUGCGUUUGUGUUGAUAUUAGUCAGUGCACUGUAGUAUUUGUUUACUGCAUGUAUGCCCUUUAUAGGAUAUGUGCAGUCGAUCCAAUUUACAGUGUAUAUGCUGCAAUCAGUUGCUUGGAGACGACCCGCUUUGCUCAGCCGGAGGGUUGUCUGGAUUUGUGUUGUGUGUGCGCAAAGUGCCUGUAGUGGGUGGCAACGGCGCCAGUUGCUGGAAGAUUGGCAGGCGCGACUGUGAGGCAGCUGCGUUGCCUAUGUUGAGGGCCACCUCUGAAGAGGAUGAGUGUGUGGCAGCGUCAUUUGGUGGAGCGUCGUUGCGACGAGCUGCAUCGUUGCGAAGAGCCUCUUAUCUGCGUCGGGCUGCUAUUCUGCGAAGGUUUUCGCUUGUGUUGCGUGUUGAAGCUGGAUACGAUCUAGUGAGCCUUGCACUCACAAUAUUGCGACUGUGCUCACGGAAAGUAAUCGGGCCAUACACCGGAGGAUGACGGCGAAGAUAACUAGCACGGAAUUCCGCAUCUUCUUCAGCUUGUCUUCGCUGUUGUCGCUGAGAGCGCAUUUCAAUUUCGUUAGCCAGGUGAGUAUUUACGAGGCUAGAGUAUCUGGGCAUUGUUAGUCGCUGUGGGACAAACGGAUCAUGGGCUAUGCUUCUAGCCUCAUUGUUGCUAUGUACUCGUAGUCGCUCGUAGUACUUUGAGCAGAUAUUAUUAAAUUGCUCAUCCACAGAUAAGACACCAAGUUCAGAUCUGAUGCGAGCAUUUGAAACAAA